CAAACAAAGCAUGCAUGACGUAGGCUCUCUGCGACGACAAACCAGAAAACAAUGAUGGCGGUACCCCAGCCAAAGCAGGCAAAAGAGGACGAAGACUGCUCUCUUCUGCCUUUGGUUCACGACAUUAUCAAGUGCAUGGACAAAGAGAGCCAGGACGUGCACCAGGAGCUUAGCAAGCUGAAAGCCAAGAUCCAAGAAGCCCGGGAGCAGAUCUCCACCAUGCCCGGAAUCGAAAGCAGCCCAGUGGAGCAGCAGCAGCAGCUGGCGACGCUGCGGGAGCAGGUCCGCACCAAGAACCAGUUGCUGCAGAAAUACAAGAGCCUGUGUAUGUUCGAUGUACCCAAAGCAUCAUGAAGACAGAAAUAGAGGACUAAUCUGACUGGAAAAAUAACAGACAUGCGAGUGGCCCGGGACACUUGGUUUGCAUUAUGAGCUAAAGGCUAACGGCUAAAGUGGCCAACGAGACAUUUUUUUUCCACGAUGGAGGAUGACAAAUGGACUGUAAUAAAGCCCGACUACGGGUUUUUGCCAGGUAAAUUUCAACGACCUGUGUAAUUUUGUAUAUACUGUUUAGCAUUUACAUUUCAGUAGCAUAUUUUGCAAUAAAAUCAUGUUA
Messenger RNA from Corythoichthys intestinalis (scribbled pipefish), 616 nucleotides. RefSeq names its product mediator complex subunit 9 (gene med9). Gene Ontology annotation, biological process: regulation of transcription by RNA polymerase II. Gene Ontology annotation, cellular component: mediator complex. NCBI's taxonomy places the organism in Eukaryota, Metazoa, Chordata, Actinopteri, Syngnathiformes, Syngnathidae. The record is from RefSeq and is a predicted model, not a curated record. The coding region runs from base 52 to 354 and encodes 100 amino acids. Gene Ontology annotation, molecular function: transcription coregulator activity. The transcript is spliced from 2 exons.